AGUAACAAGUAGUGUUAAAUUGUGUGUGAAAUGCAGGGUACAAAAGUGAAUAUGAUCAUGACAGAUUACUGCAUGCCUGGGAUGAGUGGUUAUGAUUUGCUUAAACGGCUCAAGGGAUCUCCUUGGAAAGAUAUACCCGUCGUCAUUAUGUCAUCAGAAAACGUGCCUUCAAGAAUCAGCAUGUGCCUGGAAGGAGGAGCAGAGGAGUUUCUCUUGAAGCCUCUUCAGUUAUCAGAUUUGGAGAAGCUCCAACCCUACUUCCUGAAACUACCCGACAAUUCCUGCGAAGGAGAAUGCAUAUCUACCGACAAUAGCUAUAAUAACUGUAAUAGUAAACGGAAGGCGACGUCACCGGAACCUAGGGAGAGAUCAAGAUCCAAGAUGAAAGAAUUAGAGGUUGUGUGAAUGGAAAAAUAAAGUAAUUUUCAUCUCAAGAGGUUGCUGAAUUUGUAGAGCGUUGUAACAUGGCAGCCAUAUAUAUGCAAAUCCCAAGCAUAUCAUAUCUGAGUAGUGCUUUCUGUUCUGAUAACCACAUCAUUUUUCUUCUUUGGGCGUUCACCGUUAAAUCACUUCGAGACUUUCAUUAUGUUGGGCUUUUAGAAGUAACGCCACGUACGUUCGCAACCCAUUUUUCUAUUCUGUG
Neltuma alba is the source of this 643-nucleotide messenger RNA. Its product is annotated as two-component response regulator ARR9-like. The record is from RefSeq and is a predicted model, not a curated record. Gene Ontology annotation, biological process: cytokinin-activated signaling pathway; phosphorelay signal transduction system. NCBI's taxonomy places the organism in Eukaryota, Viridiplantae, Streptophyta, Magnoliopsida, Fabales, Fabaceae. The transcript has 3 exons. The coding region runs from base 31 to 405 and encodes 124 amino acids.